Cylindrotheca closterium is the source of this 459-nucleotide messenger RNA. The record is from the annotation of a GenBank genome assembly. Lineage: Eukaryota; Bacillariophyta; Bacillariophyceae; Bacillariales; Bacillariaceae.
AUGACCCUUCCAGUAGACGCAUUCGCCAUUGGAGUUGGCGCAACUCUUGGUGCGCUUUCCAGACAUCAUGCGGGACGAGUUACCGCCGAGUGGAUUGGAACCGAGCCGAAUCGUCUUGGACAGUUUGCUGGAUGGCACACUGCUGGCAUAAACAUUGUUGGAUCUUUCUUAUUGGGAGGCAUCGCAGCGAUUCCUGUAGUUCCCGAGCUGCCAGCGUCCAAUCAUACUACAUCGCCAUCAAUGCAAUUCGAAGGAUUAUUAACACCAAGAACAAGGUUGUUCUUUGGCGUUGGUUUCUGUGGGUCUUUCACAACAUUUUCGACUUACAGCGUUGACGUUGUAACUUGGUUGGCUGAAGGAAAAACUAUGCGGGCAAUGUCGUACAUGGCUGCCAAUAAUGUCGGGGGGAUUGCGGCUGCUGCUUGUGGCAUGUCUCUUGCGAAAAAGAUUUUCCGAUGA